UGUUUACAACUGGCAGGAUUUCCAUGCGUGAAUUUACAACCGCACAGAGCGUUGCAUCAGCACGAGAUUGGAAGUGCGUCAAAUCUGUACAGCAUUGUUACGUCAUCACUGAUAAACGUUGAAACUGAUGAGAAACCGCGGGACCAGUUCAGUGAUUCUCGCUAGUGCUGGAGGAGCGUUCAUUUUGGCAAGGAAAUGUACUGAUUUUGCAAGGACAUGGAGAAUAAAGAGUUCAAGGAGUCAGAGGUCAGUGGGAAUGACCUCACCCUCAUAGACCUGGAUGACCCCAUCAAUGACGGUGAUGUUAUGAAGGAAGACAGAUCUGAUAAAGAUCACAGAGAGGUUGAGAGACAGACCACGUUGGAAGAGGCUGUUCUAGAGACAGAUAUCCAAACUCUGUCACUAGAGGCUGAAGGAGAGAUUGAGAUGCAGGAGGCUGAUCUGAAGACAGAUGGCACGUCUCAGUCACAGAAGGUUGAAGGAGAGAUUGAGUUGGACGAUGCUGUUGCCAUCCCACCUCAGUCACAGGAGGUUGAAGGAGAGAGUGAGUUGGACGAUGCUGUUGCCAUCCCACCUCAGUCACAGGAGGUUGAAGGAGAGAGUGAGUUGGACGAUGCUGUUGCCAUCCCACCUCAGUCACAGGAGGUUGAAGGAGAGAGUGAGUUGGACGAUGCUGUUGCCAUCCCACCUCAGUCACAGGAGGUUGAAGGAGAGAGUGAGUUGGACGAUGCUGUUGCCAUCCCACCUCAGUCACAGGAGGUUGAAGGAGAGAGUGAGUUGGACGAUGCUGUUGCCAUCCCACCUCAGUCACAGGAGGUUGAAGGAGAGAGUGAGUUGGACGAUGCUGUUGCCAUCCCAUCUCAGUCACAGGAGGAGGCCAAAGGUGAGAGUGAGUUGAAUCAGGUUGAUCUGAAGACAGCCACAUCAACUCUGACACUGGAGGUCGAAGGAGAGAGUGUGAUGCAGGAGAGUGAUGAUCUACAAACAGCCGGGACAUCUCAAUCCCAAGAGACUGAACGAGUGGCAAAGGCUGCAGCCUCCCAGACCAGCCUCACCCUUAGCAGGGGAAAGAGAAGCUGCCCAGACCUACACACCUUUGUGCAGGACAUGAAGGAUGGCCAUUGGAAUCUGCUGAGUGAGAAUAUGCGCGCCGGGAUGAGCAGACAUGAGUUUAGUGCCAGGUGCAUGGAUAUCACAAAUUGGGUAAUGGAGUCUACAUCCACUGUGGCCAUUCCCGCCCUUGACCUCACCAUGCAGAUAGAGCUCUCUGAUUCGUCAAGCUCUUCUGGAUCAGGAAGUAAUGAGGCAAGAGAAGUGACUUCUCUUGGCCGCAGCGUCAGAUUCAGCUUUAGUGGAGGACCCAGUAGGCGCACCAGUUCUAGAACCGCUUGCAGCACACGAACUCCCACCCCUUUCCCCUCCUCUCACGGGUACUUACCCCUAUCAUCUUCUCUCAUAGGUACCUAACCCUAUCCCCUCCUCUCACAAGUACCUACCCCUAUUCCCUCCUCUCACAGGUACCUACCCCUAUCCCCUCCUCUCAUAGGUACUUACCCCUAUCCCCUCCUCUCAUAGGUACUUACCCCUAUCCCCUCCUCUCAUAGGUACUUACCCCUAUCCCCUCCUCUCACAAGUACCUACCCCUAUUCCC
This is a messenger RNA of Salvelinus fontinalis (brook trout), 1651 nucleotides long. RefSeq names its product retinitis pigmentosa 1-like 1 protein. NCBI's taxonomy places the organism in Eukaryota, Metazoa, Chordata, Actinopteri, Salmoniformes, Salmonidae. The record is from RefSeq and is a predicted model, not a curated record. The coding region runs from base 217 to 1467 and encodes 416 amino acids. The transcript has 7 exons.